AUGGGGUACAUAUAUGGUGAGCUUACAAAUGCAAAAAUGGAAAUUGCCUUGCGUUUUGAAAACAAUGAAGAGCACUAUUUGCCAAUAUGGGAUAAUAUAGAUUUUAGAUUAGAUGCUGCUCUCAGGACACUGCUGCACCUAGCUGGUUAUUAUCUGAAUCCAUUCUUCUACUAUCAGAACAAAGAUGGAAUUGAAAAUGCAGAAAUCUUCAGAGAUGCAUUUGUUGAGUGCACGCGCAAAAUGAUCCCAGAUUGUGAGUCAACUGGAUCUUUACAGAAGUGCUUCACAGAGUUUUGGGACGGUUCAUGCCAUCCGUUCUCAAAAAAAUCUCGAUCCAGUUCAAUAUUCAAGGCAAUAGUUAUCCUAUUUGUAGUUUCUUGGUGGGAAUUACAUGGCGGUGCAGCAAAGGACUUGAGCAGAAUGGCACUAAGGUUGUUGAGGUUAACAUGUAGCUCACUGGCAUAUGAAGAAAGAUGUAUCGAGCAGCUGCAUAAAAAGAAGCCAUGUUGGAUUAAACAUGAACCAUUUGACUGGCUGGAGGGCAUGUUCCGCUUUCAUGCGGAACAACUUGAAAAUGAUGGUUUACGUAUGGCACGGGCUAACAGUAGUGAGGAAGCAGGACUGUCUAAGCAAGCGAGGAAACUAUUGGACUAUGAUGAGUAUAGUUCAUCCGAGGAAGGGUGCGAGGAUGAUGAAGAACCUCCAAAGCGCUCCAUCAUUAAUAAGGCAUCAUCCAGUGCUUCAUGCUCAAAGCGAGCAAAGAGGCCACGGUCCAUCGAUGAGUGCGAGGGAAGUGAUGGAAACAUCAGCUACUAA
Messenger RNA from Panicum virgatum (switchgrass), 816 nucleotides. RefSeq lists its product as uncharacterized. Bases 1 to 816 code for a protein of 271 amino acids. The record is from RefSeq and is a predicted model, not a curated record. NCBI's taxonomy places the organism in Eukaryota, Viridiplantae, Streptophyta, Magnoliopsida, Poales, Poaceae. The transcript is spliced from 4 exons.